AUAUAGAUAGGUAUGGCCCUACGACUCCUUGCAGACAGAAGAGCCUUGAGACAGAGGAAACCCAGACUUUCUUCUCAGACGCCUUCCUGCUGCCACCAUGAAGAAGGAAAUAUUAACCCUGGCCUUUGCUCGAGCCGUCUUCGUGGAGUUCGUUGCCACGCUCAUCUUCGUCUUCAUCGGCCUCGGCUCAGCCCUGAAGUGGCCGUCCGCCCUCCCCAGCAUCCUGCAGAUCUCGCUGGCUUUUGGUCUGGCCAUCGGUACGCUGGUGCAGGCGUUCGGCCACAUCAGCGGCGCCCAUAUCAACCCAGCUGUGACCAUCGCCUUCUUCGUGGGCAACCAGAUCUCCUUCCUCCGGACGCUCUUCUACGUGAUAGCCCAGCUGCUGGGGGCCAUCGCUGGGGCUGGCAUCCUCUACGGCGUAACGCCGGCCAAUACCCGCGGCAACCUGGCCAUCAAUGCGCUCAACAACAACACGACCCCGGGCCAGGCCCUUGUGGUGGAGAUCAUCCUCACCUUCCAGCUGGCUGUGUGCAUCUUCGCGUCCACGGACAACCGCCGGAACGGCAACGUGGGCUCUCCAGCGCUCUCCAUCGGCCUCUCCGUCGCUUUAGGCCACUUGGUCGGGAUCUACUUCACCGGCUGCUCCAUGAACCCAGCCCGGUCCUUCGGUCCCGCGGUCAUCGUGAGGAAGUUCAGCACCACGCACUGGGUCUUCUGGGCCGGGCCCAUCCUCGGGGCUUGCCUGGCUGCGCUGCUCUACUUCUACGUCCUGGUGCCCUACUGCAUGAACAUGUCUGACAGGAUGGCCAUCAUCAAGGGCACGUACGAGUCGGAGGAGGAGUGGGAAGAGCAGCGGGAGGAAAGGAAGAAGUCCAUGGAGCUGACCUCCCCGUAGGAGCUGACGGGAAAGCAGACGAUGGGGAGGAAGGCUCGCAUACGGGCUCACGUGUGCGCAAACCGAGGCAAUGAACAAAGCCAGCAACAGCAGACUCUCAAGCAAAAAAAGUCUAAUAACUCAAAGACCACCUGUGACCAAGAACGAACGGAGCAUCAGCGUUUGUGUAUCUAAUCUCCCGACGUGAGCGCGAGCGCUAGAAACCCUCCUAGCUUGUCCGUAGCCCGCGAAGCCCGGCGCAGGAGGCUCAGCCCAGGGCAGCCUUUCCGCCGGGUGUUGGUACCCGCUCAGCCGCAUCCCUGCCUUUGACGUGGGAGGCUUGCACGUUUUUCAAAGAGGCCCGAGAGCACGUUUUUCUGGCACAUCCAGAAUUUCGCCUGUGCGUUUGGUGGCCCAGGAGAUGGAAACACCUGGUAGAUACUGGGAAAGAAGGAAGACCACUCGGGGCAGGUGGAUGCACCAAAAUCCCCCGCUUUCUCCCUGCCACAGACCCACGUUGCUCGUAGAUGCUUUCCUGCAUUAGCUGGUGCUGGUGAGUCCUAUUUAUUCAUGGCUGCCGGAAGAACGUGAUUUUUGGAUUUUGUGUCGAGAUCCUUGUAAUAUAGUGUAUUAUUUAUUGUGAAUAAAGGAAAUUAAAAAAAAGUCACAGGAGA
Molecule: messenger RNA, 1548 nt
Organism: Dromaius novaehollandiae (emu)
Lineage: Eukaryota; Metazoa; Chordata; Aves; Casuariiformes; Dromaiidae
Gene: AQP5
Product: aquaporin 5
Exons: 4
Coding region: 98-895 (265 amino acids)
Biological process (GO): water transport; carbon dioxide transport; transmembrane transport
Cellular component (GO): plasma membrane; apical plasma membrane
Molecular function (GO): water channel activity
Source: RefSeq, a predicted model, not a curated record